AUGUCUCAGGGCAACCUAAAUCCCAUCGCCGAUUCUUUCGAGAAUCGGCCAUCCUUUUAUAUUGGUCAGCAUGAUUCGCACCGUUAUGACGUCCUCACAGAUGACCAGUACACCCACGUCCUGACUAGCGGGUUCCAAUAUGUCACUGCUCCCAUCACAAACAGGCACUUCUUCCAAAGGGUCGUGAGCCUGUAUAAGAACUACCUUAAGGAGAGGGAGCAAUGGGUCAGUGAACGCGGUCUGACCCCUACACAACUGGCUAACCCAUCUCUUCCACCGCCAAUCAUUCCGACUCUCACAGAUGAGGACACUUCUUUGUCCCCGUGCAGCCAUAUUGGCUCACUCAUUGCAUACUCUAGUCCAUGGAUUGACCUUUGUUCACCGGACCCCACUAUCGCAAGCAUCUCUCGCCAGGUCUUCAACAUUGAGGUUGCUUAUGCCAACUUCUGCGGUGCUCGCACCAUCAUGGUUCCAGGCCCAAGACAGGAUGGGGACAGCUGUGGCAUCGUUCAGUAUGCGCGUGCCAUUCUUGAGGCGUUGCAGGUGGCCCCUCGGGUGAACAUUGUUAUCCAUCUUCCCAUGUAUCGGGAGCCUGGCCUGGAAGAGAAGGCGCAGACGCUCUCCGACAUCUUCAACCCUCAGAAUGGGGAGAAGGAAGACGCCAAGAAGAGCAAGGAAAUUGACAUCUUCACCGUCUGGGACUCCUGGAAUACUAUCCGGUCUGUCUGCAAUUACAACGUUAGGCUCUUUGUGGCCCUUCGUAUUCCUCGUCGGGUGCCUGAGAAGACGCUCCAAGAACGCUGGUUCUCAGAGCCUCUGCAUUUCCUGACCAUUGGCAAGAACACCUUCCAACAGAACCGUGCUGGGCAUCCAGCCCUGAGCAGACACCACCAAGACAUGAUCAACCGCUACAUGAGGCUUAAAGUCACACCAUGGCUUAUCCUCUGCGACGUUGGUCCCAGUGCCGAGGAAUUGGCCUCGCUUCCCGACUCUAAGGAUGCUGAAUUCCCAUCGUUGGCUGAGGCGGCCAAGGCUACCAAGGGGAACCGCAAGCCGCAUCAGCCAUCCAUCAACGCCUACGCCGCCUACAUGAGGUAUCUGGAGCGCCAGCAACCUCCAUACUCCAACAUGGAGACACCGGCCUUGAUCCAGUUCCAGGACUGGCUCCAGCCUCCUCUGCAGCCGCUAGCCGACAACCUCGAGUCGGCAACAUACGAGGUGUUCGAGGGCGACCCGGUCAAGUACGACCAGUACGAGAAAGCCAUUACCGAGGCCAUGGCUGAAUGGAAGGAGCUGAAGAAGCCCACCUCCUCAGCAACCCCCUCCAACCCCAAAAGCGACGAGCUCAUCGUCACUGUUGCUGGUGCCGGCCGCGGUCCCCUUGUCACUCGCGUCCUCCGUGCAGCCGCAAAAACCAACACCCGCGUGCAGGUCUGGGCCCUUGAAAAGAAUCAAGACGCCUACGUCUACCUGCUGCGCAAGAACAAGCAAGACUGGAACAACCAAGUUACCGUCGUCAAGACCGACAUGCGCGGUUGGGAAGGCCCCCGGCUCCGUGAUGACCCCAGCGCACUUACCAAAGUUGAUAUUCUCGUCAGCGAGCUGCUGGGCUCCUUCGGCGACAACGAGCUUUCGCCCGAGUGCCUCGACGGCAUCCAGCAUCAUCUGGCCCGCCCGCACGGCAUCUCUAUCCCGCACUCUUACACAGCGCACCUCAGCCCCAUCUCCACACCCAAGCUGUAUGCCGAUAUCAGCGGGCGUGUUGCGACGGGUGAUGUAAACGCUUUCAUGACUCCGUGGGUUGUACGACUCUUUGCCAUCGACUACGUCGCGCAGCACGUGCCGGGCCAUCCGCGGUUCCAGCAGGCGUGGGAGUUUGUCCAUCCGGUGGGAGUAUCAAGGAUUGAUGAUUUUGCAGACGUGCAUGGCAAGGCGGCGAGGUAUGCAACAGGCGGUGUGGGCGCCAUGGCCGGCUCGGCUGGGUCGAAUGAUCAUAAUACCAGGCACUGCCAUCUGACGUUUGUGUGUCCCACACGCGGCGUUAUUCAUGGCCUGGCUGGGUUCUUUGAGAGUGUGCUAUAUGCUUCGCAAACGGACACCGGCAAGGAGCCGGUUGAGAUAAGUAUCCUCCCUGAUCAGAUUGAUCGGAAAAGCAAGGAUAUGAUCUCGUGGUUCCCCAUUUUCUUCCCACUUAAGACACCCCUCUACUUCCCGCAAGACUCAGAGCUUGAGGUCAGCAUGUGGCGGCAGACGGAUGACUCUAAGGUCUGGUACGAAUGGCUGGUGGAGGUAUAUGCCUGGGUUGGACCCAAGACGCGGAUGAAGGUCGGCUCGUCGGAGCUGCAUAGCAGUCACCUGCGCAAGCGGCUAUCCAACAAUUAA
Thermochaetoides thermophila DSM 1495 is the source of this 2382-nucleotide messenger RNA. RefSeq names its product putative shk1 kinase-binding protein. NCBI's taxonomy places the organism in Eukaryota, Fungi, Ascomycota, Sordariomycetes, Sordariales, Chaetomiaceae. Gene Ontology annotation, cellular component: cytosol; nucleus. The record is from RefSeq and is a predicted model, not a curated record. Bases 1 to 2382 code for a protein of 793 amino acids. Gene Ontology annotation, biological process: regulation of DNA-templated transcription; peptidyl-arginine N-methylation. The transcript is spliced from 5 exons.